UGUUACUGUCGGCACAGGACCAGCCUGAGAGCAAGGUAUCUCCUAUCUCUCCACCCCCACUCCCAUCCCAGCACUCCAUCUGGGCAUUUUUCCCAACUGGGAUAUACCUGCUGGCUCCUGAAACUGGGUGCUCCAGUUGGUAUCAUUUCCGACUGGAAGAAGGGAGGUUAUUUCUGCUCCGGCUGCUGUCCUUACUGAAAGCAUGAACCUUUUUUCCUUGCUCUGGGGACAUUUCUGAAGCAGGUACCUGCUACCAGAAAUUAAGCUCUCCUACCAAAUCGGAAUCUCUGUGCCCCUCCCCAGCUCUCCCGCCUAAAGUCCAUUCUUCCACAGCCUUUUGAUUUGGGGGGUAGAGGGUGGACCUCCACCCUUGUUGGCCCGACAGGGCAGUGUUGGAGGCAAUGGAGCCCUCAGAAAGAGGUCAGAGUUAAAGAGCUGGGUGUGAAAGUGGAAGCCAGCAUGACGAACACCUCCUCCACGUCCACCAGCACCUCCAGUGAAGGGGGGUCGCUGCUCCUGCUGUGCGAAGAGGAAGGGUCGUGGGCAGGCCGCCGGAUUCCCGUGUCCCUCCUCUACUCUGGCCUGGCCAUUGGGGGGACGCUGGCCAACGGCAUGGUCAUCUACCUAGUGUCAUCCUUCCGAAAGCUCCAGACCACUAGCAACGCCUUUAUCGUGAACGGCUGCGCCGCUGACCUGAGCGUGUGCGCCCUCUGGAUGCCGCAGGAGGCUGUAUUGGGGCUGCUGCCCAACUCCUCGCCCGAGCCUCCAGGGGGGUGGGACGGCGCUGGGGGCAGCUACCGCCUGCUGCGGGGAGGCUUGCUGGGCCUCGGCCUCACCGUGUCCCUCCUAUCCCACUGCUUAGUGGCCCUGAACCGCUACCUGCUCAUCACGCGGGCGCCCGCCACUUACCAGGUGUUGUACCAGCGGCGCCACACGGCAGGCAUGCUGGCGCUUUCCUGGGCACUGGCUCUGGGGCUCGUGCUGCUGCUGCCGCCCUGGGCGGCGCCGGCAGGUCGCGUGCCCCCCGAGGUGCACUACCCCGCGCUGCUGGCCGCUCUGGCGCUACUGGCUCAGACUGCGCUGCUGCUGCACUGCUAUCUGGGUAUCGUGCGCCGGGUGCGGGUCAGCGUCAAGCGGGUCAGCGUGCUCAACUUCCACCUGCUGCACCAGCUGCCGGGCUGUGCCGCGGCCGCCGCGGCCUUUCCAAGCGCCCCGGGCCCCCCUCACCCGCACCCGGUGCCCCAGGCGGCCGCGGCCGCGGCUCCGCCCCUGCCGCCCACUCUGCACCCGCGCCGGGCGCAGAGGCGCCUCAACGGGCUGUCGGUGCUGCUGCUCUGCUGCGUCUUCUUGCUGGCCACGCAGCCCCUCGUGUGGGUGAGCCUAGUCAGCGGCUUCUCUCUGCCUGUCCCCUGGGGGCUGCAGGCCGCCAGCUGGCUCCUCUGCUGCUCCCUGUCCGCCCUCAACCCGCUGCUCUACACUUGGAAGAACGAGGAGUUCCGCCGCUCCGUGCGCUCUGUCCUGCCUGGCAUCGGGGACGCGGCGGCCGCCGCCGCCGCCGCCACUGCUGUACCAGCCGUGUCCCAGGCGCAGCUGGGCACCCGGGCCGCUGGCCAGCACUGGUGACGCGGCGGCCAGGGCGGCCCCGGCGACAGACGAGGAGAGAUUGCCCGACUCCCUACUCCCAGGCCGUCCCUUCCUCCAAAGCAGCACAACGCUGGAGGAAGAAAACUCCUGAAAUAUACUGCAAUAAAGCUGGC
Dromiciops gliroides (monito del monte) is the source of this 1757-nucleotide messenger RNA. RefSeq names its product G protein-coupled receptor 88 (gene GPR88). The record is from RefSeq and is a predicted model, not a curated record. Lineage: Eukaryota; Metazoa; Chordata; Mammalia; Microbiotheria; Microbiotheriidae. Gene Ontology annotation, cellular component: membrane. Bases 460 to 1623 code for a protein of 387 amino acids. Gene Ontology annotation, molecular function: G protein-coupled receptor activity. The transcript has a single exon. Gene Ontology annotation, biological process: G protein-coupled receptor signaling pathway.